Molecule: messenger RNA, 2176 nt
Organism: Prunus persica (peach)
Lineage: Eukaryota; Viridiplantae; Streptophyta; Magnoliopsida; Rosales; Rosaceae
Product: transmembrane 9 superfamily member 3
Exons: 7
Coding region: 53-1828 (591 amino acids)
Biological process (GO): protein localization to membrane
Cellular component (GO): membrane
Source: RefSeq, a predicted model, not a curated record
UCUCACUUUAUCAGUUGAAAAUAUCACUCGUGUCUUCUUCUCCGUCAAGACCAUGAAGAACCUCUCGACGAUUCUCGUCCUUGCCGUUUUAAUCACGUGCUGCGUUACCCACGUCAGAUCGGACGCCUCCGAUCACCGCUACAAUGAUGGCGACGCCGUCCCUCUCUACGCCAAUAAAGUCGGCCCCUUUCACAACCCCAGCGAAACGUAUCGGUAUUUUGAUCUCCCCUUCUGCUCAGCAGGUGAUGUGAAGGAGAAGAGGGAAGCACUUGGAGAGGUACUGAAUGGAGAUCGUCUUGUUAGCGCUCCUUAUAAACUUGAGUUCAGAAAAGAGAAGGACACUGAAGUUGCUUGUAGAAGGAAGCUGACCAAGGAAGAAGUUGCUCAGUUUCGAACUGCUGUGAAAAAAGACUACUACUUCCAGAUGUAUUAUGAUGACUUGCCCAUCUGGGGCUUUUUGGGAAAGGUUGACAAGGAAGGAAAAACUGACCCAAGUGAAUACAAAUAUUUUCUAUACAAGCAUAUCCAAUUCGAAGUUAUGUACAACAAAGACCGUGUAAUUGAAAUCGGGGCCAAGAUGGAUCCCCAUUCUGUUGUGGACUUGACAGAGGACAAGGAUGUUGAUGCAGAUUUCAUGUACACUGUAAAAUGGAGGGAAACAAAUAUUCCCUUCGAGAAUAGGAUGGAUAAAUAUUCACAGUCCUCUUCACUUCCACAUCACUUGGAAAUUCAUUGGUUCUCAAUCAUAAAUUCAUGUGUCACAGUUCUCCUCUUGACGGGUUUUCUUGCAACGAUUCUUAUGCGGGUCCUGAAGAAUGAUUUCAUGAAGUAUGCACAAGAUGAGGAAGCUGCUGAUGACCAAGAAGAGACUGGAUGGAAGUACAUUCAUGGUGAUGUUUUCCGGUUCCCCAAGCACAAAUCUUUGUUUGCUGCUGCUCAUGGUUCUGGAACCCAGCUGUUCACUCUCACAAUUUUCAUUUUUAUGCUCGCACUAGUUGGUGUAUUUUAUCCAUACAACCGAGGAGCUUUAUUCACUGCACUUGUGGUCAUAUAUGCACUCACUUCUGGCAUUGCGGGAUAUACUGCAACUUCUUUCUAUUGUCAACUUGAAGGAACAAACUGGGUGAGAAAUUUAUUACUUACUGGGUGCCUUUUCUGUGGGCCUCUGUUCCUGACAUUCUGCUUCCUUAACACUGUUGCAAUUGCUUAUAGUGCAACUGCAGCUCUUCCUUUUGGUACUAUUGUGGUAAUUGUCCUUAUUUGGACAUUGGUAACAUCACCAUUGCUUGUCUUGGGUGGCAUUGCUGGGAAAAACAGCAAGGCUGAGUUCCAAGCUCCUUGCCGCACCACAAAGUAUCCUCGAGAAAUUCCCCCUCUUCCAUGGUACAGAACGACCAUUCCUCAGAUGGCAAUGGCAGGGUUUCUCCCUUUCAGUGCAAUAUAUAUUGAACUUUACUACAUAUUUGCCAGUGUCUGGGGUCACAGGAUUUACACCAUCUACAGCAUUCUGUUUAUUGUUUUUAUUAUUCUUUUGAUUGUCACUGCCUUUAUAACUGUGGCUUUGACCUAUUUCCAACUUGCUGCUGAAGAUCAUGAGUGGUGGUGGAGGUCUUUUCUAUGUGGUGGAUCUACUGGCCUCUUCAUCUAUGGCUACUGCUUGUAUUAUUACUAUGCUCGAUCGGAUAUGUCUGGUUUUAUGCAAACCUCGUUCUUCUUUGGUUACAUGGCUUGCAUUUGCUAUGGCUUCUUUCUCAUGCUUGGUACCGUAGGCUUUCGUGCCGCCCUGCUGUUUGUUCGUCACAUUUAUAAGUCUAUCAAGUGUGAAUAGGGGGGUUGUUUCUUCCUCUUUUUAUUCUAUUUUUUUUAAAUGAUAGGAAAAAGUCUAUGAAUUUUGUUAGAAGGUAGGCGAGAGUGCCUUCAGAAGCGGAAGCAGAGGAAGCAAGCUUUUCGAAGUAAAAGCGCUUGGAGACUUGUCUUUUGCUUUUGCUUCAGGCAUGGGGAACAUGUGGGCAUUGUUGGGGUUUCCUUUAACUAUUUUCACUAUAUGUAUCUAUGGACGCGUUAAUAUAGGGAGCAGCCUUGUAUGUCCACGUUUUACUUGCUCUCUGAAAUGACUUUUUCCAUGUUACUCGUUCGUGAGUUUGGUAGCCUUAUCUAAAACUAUCUUCAUCUCUUA